AUGGCGUCUGGAAAAAGGAAACGGUACCAGCGAGUUUUGCUGUUUGUUCUGGCGUUUCUUCCAGUCUCAGGUGUGUUGUGUUUUAGUGAGUUAUUCUUCAUCAAGGAGCCCCACGAUGUGACGGCCCUGCGGCGGGACGCCGUCAUCAUGGACUGCCAGGCCCACGGCGAGGCGCCCAUAACCGUCAGAUGGCUGAGGAACGGGGUGCACCUGGCGGAGAGCGAGCGGCUCUACCUCCUCUCCAACGGCUCCCUUUUUCUCUCGGAGGUGGAGAGCAGGAGAGGGGAUAAAUCAGACGAGGGCUCGUACCAGUGCCUUGCUCAGAACCGCUACGGGGCCAUCCUGAGCCAGAAAGCCCGUCUCACAAUCGCAAGCAUCUCCUCCUUUGUCGUCCAGCCGAGGUCCAUCGUGGUGACCGAGGGUUCGGUCGCCAGGUUCUCCUGCAAAAUCAUCGCAACCCCUCCUCCCAUAAUCACCUGGGAGUUCAACCGGGUCAUGUUGCCCCUCGUCACGGACAGAAUCACGGUGCUGCCCAGCGGUGUCCUGCAGAUCCACGGCGUGCAGCGGACGGACUCGGGGAAUUAUCGCUGCAUGGCCGCCAACAUCGGCAACCGCCGCAGGAGCACAGAGGCGACCCUUACCGUCACACCAGCGCCCGGCCCGCAGCUCCCCCAGAGGCCGCGCAUUAUUGCCGGGCCGCAGAACGCCACCGUGUCGCUGCACCAGAGCGUCAUCCUGGAGUGCAUGGCCACCGGGAAGCCGCGGCCCCUCAUCUCCUGGAGCCGAGCCGACAGCAAAUCCAUCGAUGUCUACAACAGCAAGGUGCUGGGGAACGGCAACCUCAUCAUCACGGACAUCAAGCCCCAACACGGCGGAGUGUACAUGUGUCGAGCCACCACGCCCGGCACGCGCAACUACACCGUGGCCUCCGCCAACGUCACCGUGCUGGCGCCGCCGUCGCUGGUGGAGUGGCCGGAGAGCCUGACGCGCCCGCGGGCCGGUACCGCCCGCUUCGUCUGUCAGGCUGAAGGAGUUCCCCCGCCGCAGAUCACCUGGCUGAAGAACGGCGAGAGAGUCCAAUCCAACGGACGCAUCAAGAUGUACAACAGCAAACUGGUCAUCAACCAGAUCAUCCCCGAGGACGACGCCAUCUAUCAGUGCCAGGCGGAGAACGACCAGGGCUCGGUUCUGUCCAUGGCCCGGCUCAUCGUGGUCAUGUCCGAGGACCGGCCCAGCGCGCCCAGGAACGUGCGGGCCGACACGGUGUCCAGCUCCGCCAUCCUGCUGGCCUGGGAGCGACCGCUGUACAACGCGGAUAAAGUUAUCGCUUAUUCUGUCCACUACAUGAAAUCUGAAGGCCUGAACAACGAGGAAUAUCAGGUCGUCAUCGGCAACGACACCACCCGCUACAUCAUCGACGACUUGGAGCCGGCUCGUAACUACACCUUCUACAUCGUGGCGUACAUGCCCAUGGGAGCCAGCCGGAUGUCGGACCACGUCUUCCAGCAAACACUGGAAGAUGUCCCCCUCCGCGCCCCGGAGCUCAGCCUCACCAGCCGCAGCCCCACGGACAUCCAGGUGUCAUGGCAGCCCCUCUCCAACAAGCUGAGCCGCGGCCGAGUGUCCGCCUACCGCCUGUCGUACCGCACCAGUGCCGAGCCCGCCGUCACACAGAUGGAGCUGCCCGGAGAGAAAACCCAACACCUGCUGGAGAACCUGCAGCCAGACACCAUCUACCUGCUGCGCAUCGUGGCAGCCACCAGCGUGGGCUGGGGGGAGCAGUCCGUUUGGACCUCGCACCGAACGCCCAAAGCAUCCAGCGCAAAAGUUCCUUUAGCUCCCGAGCUGCAGCUGGAGCCCUUAAACUGCACCACCAUCUCCAUCCGCUGGCAGCUAGCUCCAGCUAACUCGGCCAGCGUCCAAGGCUUCAGACUUUUCUACCACGAGGAGAGCCAGCCGGAGAACGCCCCCAUUCAGCUGCACGCCUCUGACAGCAGACACACCAUCGGAGGCCUCGACCCAAGGAAGAAGUACCAUGUGAAGCUCCUCGCGUACAACUUCAUGGGAGAUGGUUAUCAAGCGGACCAGACCAUCAGCACCCCUGGAUGUGUCUCCGUCAGAGAUCGUCUGGUGCCUCCUCCUCCUCCUCCUCACCACGUGUCCGCCAAGACCAACAGUUCGACCGCUGUGUUCCUCCAUUGGGGUCGGCCGGCCUUCACCUCCAGCCACACUGUCAACUACACCAUCCGCUCUAACCCGGUGGGCCUGCAAAACGCCUCUCUGGUCCUCUACCUGCAGACCACUGAACAGAGCUUCCUGGUUCGAGACCUCGAGCCCAACACCAGGUAUGAGUUCGCCGUCCGCCUCCAUAUUGACCAGCUGUCCAGCCCCUGGAGCCCCGUCAUCUACCAGACUACGUUACCUGAAGCACCCAUGCUGCCUCCGUCCAACGUCAAAGUGACUCUCAUCGAGGAGGACACAGCGCUCGUGUCGUGGAAGCUCCCGGACGAGCCCAACGCCGCCGUGACGCAUUACACCAUCCUGUACGCCUCCAGACAGGCCUGGGUCACCGGCGAAUGGCAAGUGCUGCAAAGAGAAGGGAGUAUGACCAUGGCGCUCCUGGAGAAGCUGCAGCCGGGCCAGGUAUACCUGGUCAAGGUCUCGGCAUCCAACCAGAUGGGCGACGGGCCCUUUUCUCCUACGGUGGAGUUGGCGGUGCAAACGGACGGUUUAUCCCCCGGCCAUGUUCCCAGGCGGUCCCACGGCUCCCCGCACGCCACCGUCUUUUCUGACGGUUUCUACCACCUGGACCAGCGGUCCAUGACGGGGAUCAUCGUGGGCGUAUUCAUCGCGCUCAUCUGCAUCAUCAUCUGCGCUUUCAUCAUCAUCUGUAGAGGCAAGAACAAGAAACUGUCAGCCGUUAAGCUGCACCGGCAGAGAGCAGGAACGUCUCCCGCCGCCGCAGCUCGUCUGGGGUCGGACGGACCAGCGGAGAACGCCGACAUAAUGGUUCCCAUGAUGAGCGAGGAACACUUUUUAGAUGCCAAGGGUGGAACCAGUCUCAUUAUCAAUAGUCUUGGACCUGUUUGCCCAAAUCCUGAGAAGAAGAAAAAAUGGUUUGAGUUCAGCGGUGAGGAGAAGAAGAAGGCUAAGAUGGUGCAGGUGCAGAGGAAGAGACACGGGGUCGGCUCCUACCAGCCAGGGAGCACGGUGCUGUGUUAUGAAGAGGAGGUGUCCAUGUCCGCAGACCGGCCCGUCACCCUGCAGGUUCUCCUUGGGACCCCCAGCGACACGGAGGGCUCGUCCAACAGCGAGGGCAGCCACGAGACGGGCGACUCGGGCCGCUACUCUCACGACGAGACAGAGGUGACCAACCUGGCCUCCAGCCCCGACAGUCGCCCUCCUUCUGUGGGAGCGGAGGAGGAGGGCAGCGAGUUGGACCACAGCCCCUCUGAGGAGAGCAGCGAGGAGACGGACAAACUGAAGGAGCUCCAGGAGGAUCGACACCACAGUGAUGAAGCUCAGAACAGCUACCGGUCUGCACUUUCUCUCUAA
Messenger RNA from Lampris incognitus (smalleye Pacific opah), 3555 nucleotides. Its product is annotated as protogenin A-like. Gene Ontology annotation, cellular component: axon; plasma membrane. Bases 1 to 3555 code for a protein of 1184 amino acids. Gene Ontology annotation, biological process: cell-cell adhesion; axon guidance. NCBI's taxonomy places the organism in Eukaryota, Metazoa, Chordata, Actinopteri, Lampriformes, Lampridae. The record is from RefSeq and is a predicted model, not a curated record. Gene Ontology annotation, molecular function: protein binding. The transcript has 19 exons.